Molecule: messenger RNA, 946 nt
Organism: Polyodon spathula (Mississippi paddlefish)
Lineage: Eukaryota; Metazoa; Chordata; Actinopteri; Acipenseriformes; Polyodontidae
Product: NAD(P)(+)--arginine ADP-ribosyltransferase 2-like
Exons: 2
Coding region: 12-680 (222 amino acids)
Molecular function (GO): NAD+-protein-arginine ADP-ribosyltransferase activity; NAD+ poly-ADP-ribosyltransferase activity
Source: RefSeq, a predicted model, not a curated record
CUCCAAUAGUGAUGGACUUCGCAAAACAGUCCCUAGAUGAUCAAUAUAAAGGUUGCAGAGACAAAAUGUUACAAAAUGUUCAAAAGGUUUACCUGCCUAGAGAACUGAAACAGAACCCAAAAUUUAAUUCCGCCUGGUCCAACGCAAAAUCGGCAAUGAAAUACAAAUCUCUGGGAUAUCUGACUCUAGAACAAGCCACUGCCAUCUACGCUUACACAAUGCCAGGCGUUUACAGUGACUUCAACACAGCGGUCAGAAACGGAGGCGGAAAGAAUUACAAGGCGUUCCCAUUCAAGGCACUGCAUUUUUACUUAACCGAUGCCCUGAAGAAGCUGAAAACCAAAUUUAAAAACUGUUAUAAUGUGUACAGAGGCGUUUCCAAGCCCACAAGCGUGGCCAAGGGUAAAACUGUCCGCUUCGGCCAAUUCACCUCCACUUCACGAAGCCUACAAAAAGCUAUACAAUUUGGAUCUGCAACAAUUUUCUACAUGGUCACGUGCCAGGGCGCAUCGAUUCAAAGUUAUUCGCAGUUCCCCGCUGAAGAUGAGGUGCUGGUGCCGCCAUUUGAGAGGUUCCGAGUGGAGGGCGUCAACGGGAAUCAAAUCAGACUGACACCACUGCCACAAACCACAAGCAUUUACAACUGCCUGGCAGUGCAUAAAGGAAAGAAACACGGGUGAUGUCAGGGUUGAGUCUACAGUCACGUGACACGAGUCACGAGACUAACGCAGGCUGCGCAAUACAGAUAUUCAAUCUAAAUUCAUUCAUUGUGGGCCAUUUGCUGUGCGCUAUAUAAAACAUUUCAAAUCGAUGAAGAGACACUAACUGACCUCUUUUUAUUGUUUUUUUUUAAGUCAAAGACUUGGCAGCUUUUAUAACAGCAAAGCUACAUUCAGAAAUACAGGGUCAGUGUUUGAAUCUUCAGAACAUGAAAAAAAAAAAAAAA